Messenger RNA from Amorphotheca resinae ATCC 22711, 418 nucleotides. RefSeq lists its product as hypothetical. Bases 20 to 370 code for a protein of 116 amino acids. Lineage: Eukaryota; Fungi; Ascomycota; Leotiomycetes; Helotiales; Amorphothecaceae. The transcript has a single exon. The record is from RefSeq and is a predicted model, not a curated record.
GGAAGGUUUUGGUAACCGGAUGCCUACCUACCUAGGUACCUUGCUUUACAGUACGGAUAUUGCCCUUUUGAGGUCGGAAGGCUGGUCCUCAUCCCUACCUAUCUUAUCCGCUACGCCUCUAUUCCCCGGCCCAUCCCUAUCCAUCCCGUGUCUUACUCCAUCCCGACCCGUAAUCUUUUGUUGCACAUCGCAUUCUAGGGAGCCCUUGCCUCGACGGCUGCUCGCCAGCGAUUCGCCGCCGCAUCCACUAGGAACAAGCCUCGGGAAGGUCUUGCAGAAACAUCUUUGCUACGAUAUCUCGCAGAAGCCCCUUUUCUCCGCGCUUGAGAAUUGGGGGUUGGGACUUUGGCAUGGUAUUACUGACAAGUAAGGUACCUGAAGGUAGGGAAGGUAAAGGUAAAGUAAGAUAAAGUUGAUA